Cynoglossus semilaevis (tongue sole) is the source of this 3726-nucleotide messenger RNA. RefSeq names its product leucine rich repeat containing 10B (gene lrrc10b). Gene Ontology annotation, molecular function: protein binding. The coding region runs from base 1651 to 2859 and encodes 402 amino acids. The transcript has a single exon. Gene Ontology annotation, cellular component: cytoplasm. Lineage: Eukaryota; Metazoa; Chordata; Actinopteri; Pleuronectiformes; Cynoglossidae. The record is from RefSeq and is a predicted model, not a curated record.
UUGCUAUUAGCAAGCAAGCUGAAAAUGUAUAAUUGAUGCAUAUACAACAGAUGUCGUCUAACUGCUGUCUGGUCUGACGUAUCAACGAGGAUUUCCUAGGCUCAGUCAGGCCACUUUUGGUCCACGCAGGGAGCCAUGAAAGAGCCAAAUGUGGCUCAGGAUCCACAUGUUGGAGACCUCGGACAUAUAAAAAUAACACCAUCAUAUCAUUGCUCAAACUCCAGUUCUCAGUUUUUCUCUUUUAGUCAGGCUGAACUACUGUCAGCGUCUCCUCUGUCGGUCUAGUGUCUGUUCUGUGUCAGUGCAGAAGUCACGUGAAGGCUGUCAUCACAGCUUUUUCAUUGCUCUAUAAAAACCUGCAGAAACGAGCGUGUAGACGAAGCCGUUAAAAGAAACCAGUGUUGGAAUGACCAUCUUUGGACGUCAGGGAGGCUCUGGGAUGAUUACUGCUCUUUUACUGUUUACACACUGUAUGGUACUGUAUGGGUUAUACUGUAUCAGGUCACAGUAAAAAGUACUGGAUUCUGACUUUUGUAGCAGGUAGCAUUGACAAUGUGUUUGUAUAGUAAUGGUGGUCAUAUAGUAAUGCACUAUUAAGAACACAAUCCUCACUAUACUGCACAUGGAGAACAAUAACAAAGUACUAGGGUAAAAGUAAAACAUGAACGACUUUGCAUUUUACUUUUGAACAAAUGAUCACACUACUUUUGACAUAUAGGGACACGUAAUCAAACUAUUUAUGUUCUUGAAUUUCUUAAUCAGAUUUUCCUGGUUACAUUUUAAACAUAAUAAUUAUUAUAACAUUUUACAGAUUAUUUAUGUCAACAGCGAUGCAGGUGAUUUUCUUUUAAAAAAAAUUGGACUAAAAUUGCUAGGUGUUCUCAGACGGAGACCUGUGUGCACCUCAGACGGUGUAAUGCAGAUGCCCCCGGGUCCUGUUACAGGGAGGGAGGCAGUGAUCAGUUUAACAUAAACCCUCACACACAGGCUGUCCUUCUGCAGACUGUCAGCAAUUCCCUUCUCCAGUCUGGAUCCUGAUUCUCCAGCCUCUAACUCGGAGCAGCUGAAUUCAUCUGAGGACAGACUUACAGAAUUCCAUUACUGCAGGUCAGGUCAGCGAGCUGUGAGCGGUGGAGUGACGAUCUGAAGUCCCGCAUUUUGAUAGAAACUGGACUACGUGAGCAGGUGGCCUCAGGGUGGAGCCUUAUUUUUGGUCUAAAAGCCUCGAGGACGUAACAACAGGGGGGGAAAGAGAGACAGGGAAAAGGGUAAGGACUGCCAGAAGAAGAAGUUCAAAAUUCAGCUGUACUUUGUUGAGCUUGACUACCAGCAGUAUUACUACAACUAUUACCACUACUACUACCACUACUACUACUACUAUUACUAUUAUUAUCCCUACUAUUCCCCCACACUGUGUUAAAUCCCUGCUGCCGCUGUUUUGAUAAUGCGGAGCUAAUGAAGGGACAGAACGAAACCUGAGCCACUGCUGUAAAAUGGCAGCAGGGCUGUUAACGGGACAGGAGCAUGGUGCUGUUUGGGUUCACCAACACAACGACAGCCACCAGGCGAUGGGCUGACCCGUCACAGACACUACCUCAUCAUAUGACUCUGUCCUGACUCACAUAUCAUCCAGAGGCUGCAGGCCUCAGCAUGGGCAACUCCUCCAGGAAGGAGGAGGGAGAGGAAGAAGACGAGGGGGGGAAAGAUGGCCAAAAGAAAGACAAAAAUGAAGAAGAGGACGAAGAAGGAGAAGAAGAAGAAGAGGAGGAGGAGGAAGAGGAGGCAGAACUUCCUCUGGGGGUGGAAGAGCUGUUGGAGAGCGGAGACCCUGUGCUGGAGCUGAGCUACCGCAAAUUCAAGCGUUUACCGUCACGUGUGUGUGGACUGCUGCAUCUGGAAAAACUGUAUGUUUGUGGGAACAGCCUGCGAACCCUGCCCCCCACCAUCUCCCAGCUGCAGGAUUUGCGGACACUGGCCCUAGACUUCAAUAAGAUAGAAGACGUCCCAUUGGCCGUCUGCCAGCUCACCAAACUCACUCGACUGUAUUUGGGGAGCAACAGGCUGAUGGUCUUCCCACCUGAGCUCAAGAACCUGCAGAAUCUGCGCUGCCUGUGGAUGGAGAGCAACUACUUCCAAAGAUUCCCGCGGGUGCUCUACGACCUUCCACACCUCAAGUCCCUGCAGAUCGGGGACAACAGGCUGAAGUCGUUGCCCAAUGACCUGUGGCGCAUGGAGUCUUUGAGGGGAUUAUGGCUCUACGGGAACCGCUUUGAUGAAUUCCCCAAAGUCUUACUGCGCAUGAAGAACCUGGAGAUCUUGGACGUUGAUAGGAACAAGAUAUCAGAAUUCCCCAGCUUGAAGCGCCUCAAAGCCCUGCACCUGUUCUCCUAUGACCAUAACCCAGUCAAGGAACCUCCUUUAGUGGGCGAGGAGGUGAUAGUAGUGGGGGAAGGAGCCGCAGAAUUUCUGGAGGCACGCGAGGCAAGAAAGGAGAGGAAAAGAAAGGCUGCAGAGAAGGAGGCAGAGGAGUUGGCUCUGGCAGCUGAGGAGCCAGUAAAAGUGCAUGGGAUUCUGAAGAACAGCAGCUCAAAACAGACACCGAGUUCGGCAGCAGAUGACGCCGAAGGUAAAGAUGAAGAGCUUCUGGCUGGAGAAGAGGAGGAGGAGCAGGAGCUGGAGGAGGGAGACAUGCCUUUCACUGAGUACGACGAGGCCGAGCUUGAGUACAAUGAAGAGGGCGUUGAAUAUGAGACAGAGGAGCUCAUAUGUGAAGGGGAAGGAUUUGAGUACGACGGCGAGGAGCUGGAAUAUGAAACGGUUCAAACGGACUAUGAGUACGAGGAGGAAGAUCCAAAAUGAGAGAGAAUUCCACUAGCUGCAGCUGCAGGUUUAUUACACCAUGGGUUCGGAUAUUUUUCGCUAUGCCGCUGAUUUCUGAUCAGUUUUAUCGGUGAUACUAAUGCUGUGCAUUGUAGUUCUGUACACAGACACGUGUCCUUCAGCUGAGGAUAACUCAAAUCAGAGCAGGACUCAGAUCAAGUGCGGCGAUAUUCCCUGUGUAUGGUUGUUUACUGUGAGUGUACACAGGAGAUCAGGUCUUCCACUAUAAAGUUUAAAAUCCUUUGACCAAGUCUUUGUCCAUCAUUGAUUCCUGUUUUCCCCAUGUCAUGGUUUCUAACUGUUUUAUAUCCAUGUCAGUAUUUUUAAUAACCUUAGUCUUAGUGCCCGGGCCGAGAACUGGAUUAAGAUUUACAAACCAGUCAAUCUCAUCAUAAACAUCCCCGACACUCACACUCACACACACCACCUUGUUAGCCUGGUGUAAGCAGUGCUGGGAGUGUCAGUGUCAAGACAGAGCGGAGGACAAGCAGGAUUAUUACAGGGAUGAAUAGCUGGGGUGCCUCACCAUAAAAGGUACGUCCAUAGGGAGGCUCGAGACACCAGCACCGACCCAAAGGUGCAUUCGCAGGAAGUCAAGCCUAAACGUUCACUUCGGCUCAGAGACUCUGGUCCACCGAGGUUCUCCAGGACAUCUUUUUGGCAACUUGCUUUACUUUCAAACUCAGAUGAAAACCGGCCUUGUUCUCCUCUCAUCUCCACACUCAUUAUUCAUGCGGAGCUCAUAUGUAAUCUAAUUCGCUCUCCGUCCACAUAUCUGUUUCGCCAAUCUUAUUGAAGGAGUGAAAUAUUUAUCCCAGUGCUGAAAUAUUAACGCCUGUUCUCAUG